Molecule: messenger RNA, 723 nt
Organism: Malaya genurostris
Lineage: Eukaryota; Metazoa; Arthropoda; Insecta; Diptera; Culicidae
Exons: 1
Coding region: 1-723 (240 amino acids)
Source: RefSeq, a predicted model, not a curated record
AUGGCCGACGAACAAAGAUUGCCUCAACUACAUUCAAGGAGAGCCACCAUGAUGGAUGCGUUGGGUCGGGCUGAGGCUUUUCUGGAAAAUUAUGAUGAGCACCGGGAUGCGGCACAAGUGCCAUUGAGGCUUGAGUAUCUUAACAAUAUGUGGACUACCCUGGAGGAAAUUCAAGCUCAACUGGAAGAUGAAACUACCGACGAAGGAGGUAAGGCGCAACAUGCAUCCAUUCGUGUCAAUUUCGAGCCAAGGCUGUUUACAAUAAAAGCUUCGUUUCUUACUAAAUUUACUCCGCUUCCUACCACUAGUAGCCCUCAAACUUCCGCUCUCUCUGGUAUCAAACUUCCUACCAUUUCGCUUCCGGAGUUCGAUGGAAAUUAUGAACAGUGGCUUACUUUCCAUGAUACCUUCUUAGCACUGAUCCACAAUAAUGCUGACGUUCCGCCAGUUCAAAAAUUUCACUACUUGAAAGCCGCCGUCAAGGGGGAGGCUGCCUCUCUGAUUGAGUCCAUCGCCAUUUGUUCUGCCAACUACUCUCUGGCUUGGGAAACACUCGAAGGACGGUACUCAAAUGAUUAUCUUUUGAAAAAGCGACAUUUUCAAGCACUUUUCGACGUCCCACGUAUGAAAAAAGAAAACGCAGCUACCUUACAUGGAUUAGUAGAUGAAUUCGAGCGACACACGAAAAUUCUGCAUCAACUAGGAGAACCAACAGGCUCAUGA